AGGGGUCGGGGUGUGUGUAGUUUAACAAGUCCGUGAGGGAGAGUGUGCUCUGUGCUGUGUAUGUACAGUAAGGAGGGAAACUGAGACUUGUGUGUAGCCAACGAUGAACCCAACUUGUUUAUAAGGAUUUCUGAAUAAAUAUUAAUGGGGAAAAGAUUAUGGAAUUCUGAGCCAAUUCCCAGUGUAUAGAAAACUUGCCCUUCGAACUGCAGAGGAACUUUCAGCUGAUGAGAGAUCUGGACCAGAGAACAGAAGACCUGAAACGUCACAUCGACCGUCUGUCCUGCCAGUACAUGAGCAACGCCCGCUCCAUGAAUUCUGAGGAGAAGCUGCAGCUGCUGAGACAAGUGCAAGAGGCUUACGGCAAAUGCAAGGAAUACGGCGAUGACAAAGUGCAACUGGCUAUGCAGACGUAUGAGAUGGUAGACAAGCACAUCAGAAGGCUGGAUACAGACCUUGCUCGUUUCGAAGCUGAUCUGAAGGAGAAACACAUUGAAUCAAGUGACUAUGACAGUUGCUCCAGCAAGGGCAAGAAGAAGGGAAGAGGACAGAAGGAAAAGAAAGCUGCAAAGGUCAGGUCCAAGGUCAAGAACUCUGAUGAUGAGGCCGUGAAAAACACUCAAAAGAAAAUCAAACUUGUACAGACGGCCGAGUAUGGGGCCCCGGCGGGAAAUUUUGGGAAGGUGCAGCCUUCAGAUGUUCUGGACAUGCCUGUUGACCCCAAUGAGCCCACCUACUGCCUGUGUCACCAGGUCUCCUAUGGAGAGAUGAUCGGCUGUGACAAUCCAGACUGCUCCAUUGAAUGGUUUCACUUUGCUUGUGUCGGACUUGCCACAAAACCUCGUGGGAAAUGGUUUUGCCCACGCUGUUCCCAGGAGCGGAAGAAGAAAUAGGACUGGGCGCAGGGGUUCCUUUGGGGUCUGGCACGGAAUUCACGGGUGGUUGUAACCCUCUGUCGUGUCUCCUGGGCCAGGAGUACUGUGUCUUCCAAGCGAGGCUCAUUGCAGCUGAUGUUACUGACAGUAUUAUGACUCCAACCCCACCCACUGCCUCUUGGCUGCCCUCUCAUUGUCCAUGGCAGGAGCCCUGUGUUAAAGGACCAGUAACACUAAAAAAAUUUUAUGUAAAAAAAAUAAUUCCACCCCCCUCAAAUAACACAUCUAUCUUGGACAAAGUUAAUUUAUUUUAUUGUUUUGUACAUAAAUACCUAGAUUAAAUCCCUCUUCUGGUUGUGUGCUGCAUUGAAACGGCAAUGGGGCGACAUACAUUCUCUUAUGCAUGCGCGCUUUCUUUAAAACCAUAAGUUAGUGGCUUCUGCUUCAGGAAGGAUUUGUAUUCUCCAUUUGUUUCAAACAGUUUGUAUGGGAAGAGAGUGUGUGGGAGCACUACCCUUAGCAAGAUUUAUUUCUAAAAGGGUUAGAUAGUAAAGAAAAGUGUGGCGCUCUGCACUCGCUAUCUGGGUUUCAGGUCUUCCUUGGAAGAUUUAGGGCUGACCUGUGCGCUGCCUUAUUUCUCGCUGGUACUGAAGUAAAUCACUCUGGUCAAAUAUACAGAGCAUCAGAAAACCCUUUUUGAAGCAGAAGACAUCAGUUGCAACAAGAAAGUUUGGCUAGCAGGAGACUGGAGCUAGAAUGCGUGUGGCCCUAUCGCCUUUUUUGACAUGCAGCAGACAACCAGAAGUGAGAUAUUACCUAAGUAUUUAUGUAUAAAGUAGGGAUGCACCGAAUCCAGGAUUCGGUUCGGGAUUCGGCCAAGAUUCGGCCUUUUUCAGCAGAAUUCGGAUUUGGCCCAAUCCGAACCAAAUCUGAAUCCUAAUUUGU
Molecule: messenger RNA, 1820 nt
Organism: Xenopus laevis (African clawed frog)
Lineage: Eukaryota; Metazoa; Chordata; Amphibia; Anura; Pipidae
Gene: ing4.L
Product: inhibitor of growth family member 4 L homeolog
Exons: 8
Coding region: 228-893 (221 amino acids)
Biological process (GO): regulation of DNA-templated transcription; positive regulation of apoptotic process
Cellular component (GO): nucleus
Source: RefSeq, a predicted model, not a curated record